Messenger RNA from Oncorhynchus gorbuscha (pink salmon), 1315 nucleotides. Its product is annotated as kelch-like protein 5. Gene Ontology annotation, molecular function: protein binding. The record is from RefSeq and is a predicted model, not a curated record. Lineage: Eukaryota; Metazoa; Chordata; Actinopteri; Salmoniformes; Salmonidae.
UGAGUGUAUUGAUCUGUGGAGUGAUGAAUGUAUUGAUUGUAUUGUUCAGGUAUGAAGUACCAUCUCCUACCUCAUCGGCGCCCCCUGCUGCAGAGCCCCAGAACCAGACCUCGUAAAUCUACUGUAGGAGCCAUGUUCGCUGUUGGGGGAAUGGACGCUAGCAAAGGAGCCACCAGUAUAGAGCAGUACUGCCUGCGUCGGGAUGCGUGGAGCCAGGUGGCGGUGUUGAGCGGGCGCAGACUCCAGUUCGGGGUGUGUGUGCUGGAUCGACGCGUCUCUGGUCGGGGUCGGGAUGGACUGAAGACCCUCAACACCGUGGAGUGUUACGACCCGGACGGUGGCAGCUGGAGCGUCAUGACGCCCAUGUCCACACACAGACACGGGCUGGGUGUGACAGUACUUGAGGGUCCAAUGUAUGCAGUAGGAGGGCAUGAUGGGUGGAGCUACCUCAGCACUGUAGAGAGGUGGGAUCCUCAGGCUCGUCAGUGGAGCUUCAUCGCCAGCAUGGCAACACCUCGAUCUACUGUAGGAGUAGCUGUACUCAGCGGAAAGUUGUAUGCAGUAGGGGGUCGUGAUGGAAGCUCCUGUCUGCGCUCCGUUGAGUGUUUUGAUCCCCACACCAACAGGUGGAGCUGCUGCGCUCCGAUGGCGAAGCGUCGCGGCGGGGUGGGCGUGGCUACCUGGAACGGUUUCCUGUACGCUAUUGGAGGACAUGACGCUCCCGCCUCCAGCCUGGCAUCACGACUCAGCGACUGUGUGGAGAGGUACGACCCCCAGACUGAUGCGUGGACGGCGGUAGCCCCCAUGAGCGUCAGUCGUGACGCUGUCGGUGUGUGUCUCCUUGGAGACCGUCUCUAUGCGGUCGGUGGUUACGAUGGAACGGUGUACCUGAACACUGUCGAGGCCUACGAUCCCCAGACCAACGAGUGGACACAGGUGGCUCCACUGUGUCUGGGCCGGGCUGGGGCCUGUGUGGUGGCUGUCAAACUGUGAACACACACACACCUGAACACUCACACACCUGAACACUCACACACCUGAACACUCUUUGGACCCUCCCCAUUCCUCCUUGUCUCCAGGGUUACCUCCAAUGGGAGUUUAACUGAAACAUUCCACUAAAACCAGGAGGACAUUAUAGACAUUGAAGUCGCUCUGGAUAAGAGCGUCUGCUAAAUGACUUAAAUGUAAAAUGUAAUGUAAAUGUAAGUUGGAGAGGAGAUUACUGACUACAGAUUGAAGAGCUCUCUCUGUCUCUCUCCUCUGUCUCUCCCCUCCCCUCUCUGUCUCUCUCCUCUGUCUCUCCCCUCCCCUCUCU